AGGCCAAAACGCCGCCGACGGCCGCCGACGGCGGCCGACGGCCGACAUCUUAGUUGUGUUGCUGCGCGUGUGUAGCCUGGUUCUGUGUCUGAUGUUCCCCUCUAUUCAUCCUGAAAACGCCUUGUUUCCUCGCCUCUCGUGAAUCAAUUUCGUUGCAUUAUUCAACUCUCCGCCAACAUGAGCGUGCACGACGAGGUUCUGAGGAUCCAGAAGAAGCUGAGCAAAAUUACGUCGGGUGAAGGGGGACAGGACCAGGCCCUUGAACUCCUCAAGGCGCUGAAGGAGCUGGACGUCACCCUUGACAUUCUGACAAAAACUAGGAUUGGAAUGACUGUGAAUGCAUUACGGAAGUCAAGUUCAGAUGAAGAGGUCAUCGCUCUGUCUAAAACGCUUAUCAAGAACUGGAAGAAAUUUUUACAAGGUCCAGCCACCCCUAACAAUAAAGAUUCUGCGAGCAGCUCUAAGGACAAAAAAGAAGAUAAACCCAAAAAAGAAGAUUCUCGUGAAAAAGAAAGAGAAAAGGAGAAAGACAAGGGAAACAGGCAAUCUGCAUCGUUCCCUCCAACCAGCAACACUACAGAUGCUGUUCGGCUGAAAUGCAGAGAAUUAUUGGCAACUGCCAUUAAAGGCUCAGCUGACAUUCCUGAAGGCUGUGCAUCUCCUGAUGAAUUGGCAGAAGAAUUGGAAGAGGCCAUUUACAAGGAAUUUAAAAAUACUGACAACCGGUACAAGAACCGUGUAAGAAGUAGAGUUGCCAAUCUGAAAGAUACCAAAAAUCCAGAACUCCGACAGAAUUUUGUCAAUGGUGUUUUAACAGCUUCUAGGCUUGCUACAAUGACAGCUGAGGAAAUGGCUAGCAGUGAGAUGAAAGAAAUCAGAAACAAAUUUAUGAAAGAGGCCAUUAAUGAUGCCCAACUAGCCACAGUACAAGGAACUAAAACAGACCUGUUGAAAUGUGGCAAGUGCAAGAAGCGAAACUGUACAUACAACCAGAUCCAAACAAGAAGUGCUGAUGAACCUAUGACCACUUUUGUCUUGUGCAAUGAAUGUGGCCAUCGGUGGAAGUUCUGCUGAGAACAUCUACAGCUGCUUUGUAGCCCAGUUCACCGUACAGCUCUUCUUAGUGUGUUUAUUUCACACUGUUUGUUUUAUGUUUGACUUGAUGGAACCUUUUUGUAAAUUCUGUUGGAUCCCUUUAUUGGUCUGGUUUUGCAGUAAGUGUUGCCCUUUGAUACACUGAUCUGUAUUUCUGUUUGGUUUUGAAUCAAUUAGUGUUGCUGAAAAUAAGUAAAAAUCAGAAGCAAAAAAUAUUCACAUUUAAAAAUUAAA
Molecule: messenger RNA, 1329 nt
Organism: Thrips palmi
Lineage: Eukaryota; Metazoa; Arthropoda; Insecta; Thysanoptera; Thripidae
Gene: TfIIS
Product: transcription elongation factor S-II
Exons: 6
Coding region: 178-1074 (298 amino acids)
Biological process (GO): transcription elongation by RNA polymerase II; DNA-templated transcription
Cellular component (GO): nucleus
Molecular function (GO): zinc ion binding; nucleic acid binding
Source: RefSeq, a predicted model, not a curated record